This is a messenger RNA of Caenorhabditis angaria, 2403 nucleotides long. NCBI's taxonomy places the organism in Eukaryota, Metazoa, Nematoda, Chromadorea, Rhabditida, Rhabditidae. The record is from the annotation of a GenBank genome assembly.
AUGCCUCAUCCAUCGACUUAUGCGCCAGUUCGUCUUCCAACUCGUCCAUUCCACGAGCAACUUCUUGAUUCGAUCGAUAAAACAAUUGCCGAGGGCAAGAACAAAAUCGCAUUUGUGAGUUUAUUUUGAUUUUAAAACUUCGGGGGUUCAUAGAAAAUUUCAAGUUUUUCGUUCAAAAAAUGACUCGUGGCAAAAUCAGGAAUGGUUUCUAAUUUUGCCAUGGAUGACGUCAUCGGUCAAUUUUUCAAGAAAAACUUAUGGAAUCUCUUUUUUUGUUUGGGAUGUACUUCUGACAUUUUCCUCUUGAAAUUUGCAUUGCUUCAGAAGACUUUUAGUUGUAGAAAAAUAGUGGUCUGCAAAUCCAUUCCGUAAGAAAAACGGUCUGCAGAAAAAUAUCUGUGAAGAGCAGUCUGCAAAUAGCGGUCUGCAACCAACGGUCUGCAAAUUGUGUUUUGCAACCAACGGUCUGCAUUUAACGGUCUGCAUUUAACGGUCGUCAACCAACGGUCUGCUUUUAACGGUCUGCAUUUAACGGUCUGCAUUUAACGGUCUGCAUUUAACGGUCUGCAAUUAACGGUCUGCGUUCUCGAAAGAUUUUAAGAACAAGAAUUACAAUCAAUCCAGUUCUGAUCAUCCGAUUCAGAGGUUUGAACAUCGCGCCAACAAAUUCUAAUUUUUUCAGAUCAGUGGAGACAAUGCCAAAUUUACACUUUCAUAUGAGCAAUUGAGAAAAGAUGCCUACGCGGUUGCCACGUAUUUACAUAACAUUGGAUUCAAAAAAGAUGUGGCCGCUGUUGUUUUGCCAAAUGUUUUCCAUUAUGCCACUUUUUAUAUUGGAGUUUCUUUGAGCGGUGGAGCUAUUUCUGGAGCCAGUGCUCUUUUUACUGAUUGUGAGUUUUUCUAGAACGAAGUGUUCUGGUUCACAUCAAUAAAAUCAAAUUAAAUUACAUAAUUUUUCAGACGAACUCCAACGUCAAUUCGUGGAUUCUCGCGCCAAAGUUGUUCUAACUUAUGAAGAUUUUCUUCCAAAAGUAUUGCUCGCAGUCAAACAAUCACCAACAGUUCAAAAAAUCAUUGUGAUCCCAAAUCCAAUCAAAUCAUCACUUCCUGAUUCAGUUGUCUCUUGGCAAGAAGUUGUCUCGACAAAAGUGACAACACUUCCACAAGUCACAAUUGAUGUUCAUAAUGAUAUGAUGGUUUUGCCGUAUUCGAGUGGAACAACUGGGCCACCAAAAGGUGUUAUGUUGUCACAUUAUAAUUUUUCGAGUAUGAUGAGCAUGUAUCUUUCGUUAGUUUUUGAAUUUUAUUUUCAUUUAAAAAGCGAAACCAUUUCCGAAUAAUGUUUUUAUAGAAGUGAAAAAGAGAAUAAUUUGGAUGUUUUGGAUCCAAAUUGGGAUACAAACAAAGAGAAAACUCUUUUAUUCUUGCCAUUUUAUCAUGUUUAUGGAUUUGGUUUAUUGAAUCAUUGUAUUAUGAAAGGAAUGACUGGAAUUGUUAUGAGCCAUUUCGAACCAAACAAUUUCCUCACCGCUGUUCAAAACUACAAAAUUCGAAUUCUUUGUCUAGUUCCACCAAUCAUGGUUUUCCUUGCAAAACAUCCAAUUUGCGCAAAAUAUGAUCUCUCUUCAGUUCAAAUGAUUAUGGCUGGAGCUGCGCCAGCUGGAAAAGAUCUCAUUGAGGAACUUAUGAAAAAAUAUCCAAAUUUGAGACAUAUUCAACAAGGAUAUGGUAUGACGGAAUGUUCGAUGGCUAGUCAUUUACCUGAUUUGAGAAAUCAACAACCUUAUGGAAGUGUUGGAAAAUUGGCACCAAAUUUGGUUAUGAAAAUUGUUGAGCCAGGAACUGAUAAAGAGCAACCAGUAAAUGAAAGAGGAGAGAUCUGUGUUCGUGGGCCAACUGUUAUGAUGGGAUAUUUGGGAAGACCUGAAGCUACAGCAAGUACAAUUAUUGAUGGAUGGUUGCAUACUGGAGAUAUUGGAUAUAUUUCACAAGAAGGAAAUUUAUUCAUUGUUGACAGACUGAAAGAACUCAUUAAAGUCAAAGGAUUACAAGUUCCACCAGCUGAACUCGAAGAUCUUCUUCUCUCUCAUCCAAAAAUUCGCGAUUGCGCUGUUAUUGGAGUUCCAGAUGCGAAAGCUGGAGAAUUACCAAAAGCAUUUGUUGUUCGAGCUGAUGAUUCAUUGAGUGAACAGGAAGUUAAAGAUUUUGUAAAACGUAUGUUUCAUUAAACUUUCCGUUAUUAUGAUUGAAGUAACAUAUUUUUUAAUUUUUUAAUUUUCAGCAAAAGUUUCGUCUUACAAACAACUCGAAGGAGGUGUCGAAUUCAUUGAAGAAAUUCCAAAAUCUGCGGCUGGAAAAAUCCUUCGCCGUUUCUUGAGAGAACGAUCAACUGCUAAACUUUAA